AUUUUUUUACACUUCAAUUCGUAUAUGCAACCUAUGCCGCGAACGAGGUCCGGCCGAACGACGUCGCUACGUGAAUUGGAGCCGGAGAAAAUUGAGGGCGCCGGCAGCUGGGACGCCAUCGAAUGGACUAAAGUUGAUCAGGUUUCAGCUUCGAAGCCAGUUUCGCAGGGACUGCAGCAGCUGUUGCUUGAAGCGGAGUUUAUCAUUGUAGAGUGAGAAAGAAAGGCAGCAAGCUGGUAUUUAUGAUGCAUGUGGGUGCUUGUGGGUGUACUUGGCUGAUUUGCGUGCUUCAGAUAGAUCUUCUGGUCAUCAUAACCAUUUCUACGACGCAUCAAAAGUUCAAGGUCCAUUAUUACCUCCUGCUGCAGCUUUAGCACCAACACUUUGGCCUCAGUUCCACUUUGAUGGGCAUGUCCAUCAGAAGCCCAAGCUGGGGAGAUAGAGGCACAUUGUAGAAACAUGGCUGAGAAAAUAUCUGAAUUGCAGAAGGAAAAGGAUAUAGCAGAGGCAAAACUAAGAGAAACAACUUCAACUGUGGCGUCUUUGACUGAUGAGUUGCGAAAUGAGAAGCUCAACAGCAGCUCGGUAAGGGACUGGGCUAGGAGUGCCAAAAAGGAAAAUGUUGCUAUAAAGCGGGCAAUACAAUCACUUGGGUGCAAGGUUCAGUUUUCUGAAGACGGUGAUUGUAUUGUUGGCAUCGAGAACAUCGCAGCAGAGAUUCCUCAAAAAUCUCUCUUUUCCAUUGAGGAUAUGCAGUCUAGUUUGUACAUGCAGAGUGACGAGAAACCAGACAGUCUCGUGUACGUUACCCGUGAAGAAGAUGAAGAUGGUGAUUCCAUCAACCCUAUAAACCAGGUAUGUGAAUCUUUAUGCCCUCUACGCACUCGAGAGGGAGGGUGUAGAUGGCCCGAAGCCGGUUGUGCCCAAUUUGGAAGCCAGUUUGUCGGUAUGAAGGAGAACUUUGAUGCUUUUGACCGGCUUUCUAUAUACGACAGCUAUUUCCAGUCACAAUAGAAGCUUUGGAGGUUGUUACAAUGCAUUUUUGUGAGAGAAUAUAAAAAAAGAUGGGACCCUCACAUUCAACAAGGGUCUUCUGGAGGUGUACAUACAUAGGCAUGAGUCAGCAUUGAUUUCUAGCGAUCCAAGAAGGUAGCACAAGGUAAAUUCGGUGUAAAGUGCAUAACGCCAUUCAUGUCAUGGGGUUUGGCUGUAACGGGUUUCUACGGCUUUAACAUACUCUCACGUCAUGGGGUUUGGCUCUUACGGUCUAGAUCCCCUGUGUAAAGGUUAGCAGUCGACAUUCAGCGACAGGUAGUAUGUGUAUAGAAUCCUACUCCCCAUGUCACUUUUAGUAUGUCGGACACAGGUUUUUAAGAAAUGUAAUAAAAAGUAUUUUCUUUUACUAAGAUGAAUCAAUAAUUUAUUAAGAUAAAA
This is a messenger RNA of Salvia splendens (bonfire salvia), 1434 nucleotides long. RefSeq names its product phosphatidylinositol-3-phosphatase myotubularin-2. Lineage: Eukaryota; Viridiplantae; Streptophyta; Magnoliopsida; Lamiales; Lamiaceae. The record is from RefSeq and is a predicted model, not a curated record. Bases 460 to 1014 code for a protein of 184 amino acids. The transcript is spliced from 4 exons.